Gorilla gorilla gorilla (western lowland gorilla) is the source of this 1901-nucleotide messenger RNA. RefSeq names its product upstream transcription factor 1 (gene USF1). The record is from RefSeq and is a predicted model, not a curated record. Gene Ontology annotation, molecular function: protein dimerization activity; DNA-binding transcription factor activity, RNA polymerase II-specific; RNA polymerase II cis-regulatory region sequence-specific DNA binding. Lineage: Eukaryota; Metazoa; Chordata; Mammalia; Primates; Hominidae. Bases 309 to 1241 code for a protein of 310 amino acids. Gene Ontology annotation, biological process: regulation of transcription by RNA polymerase II. The transcript is spliced from 11 exons.
CUGCAGUCAGCGCGGCAAGCUUCGCAGGGCAUUUCCUCUUCAGGUUUGAAGAUGGAAAUGUAGGUGGUCCCAAAACACUAGUGCUACUUCCCCUUAUCGGCUGGGAUCUCCUUGCAGCGUUACUUCCUCUGUACGGUUUCACUUUCAGUUCCUUUUUCAACAUUUUCCUCGGACGCGGUCUUUCCGAGGCUUAUCCACUGAAAAUUUUCCUUGGAUAGGAAAGGACUUAGCACUCAGGCCUGUGAAUCAGGAGAUACAAAGACCUCCAAAAAAGGACCAGUUCCUCGGAUGUGCCCCCUCACAGAGAGAUGAAGGGGCAGCAGAAAACAGCUGAAACAGAAGAGGGGACAGUGCAGAUUCAGGAAGGUGCAGUGGCUACUGGGGAAGACCCAACCAGUGUGGCUAUUGCCAGCAUCCAGUCAGCUGCCACCUUCCCUGACCCCAACGUCAAGUACGUCUUCCGAACUGAGAAUGGGGGCCAGGUGAUGUACAGGGUGAUCCAGGUGUCUGAGGGGCAGCUGGAUGGCCAAACUGAGGGAACUGGCGCCAUCAGUGGCUACCCUGCCACUCAAUCCAUGACCCAGGCGGUGAUCCAGGGUGCUUUCACCAGUGAUGAUGCAGUUGACACGGAGGGGACAGCUGCUGAGACGCACUAUACUUACUUCCCCAGCACGGCAGUGGGAGAUGGGGCAGGGGGUACCACAUCGGGGAGUACAGCUGCUGUUGUUACUACCCAGGGCUCAGAGGCACUGCUGGGGCAGGCGACCCCUCCUGGCACUGGUCAAUUCUUUGUGAUGAUGUCACCACAAGAAGUACUGCAGGGAGGAAGCCAGCGCUCAAUUGCCCCUAGGACUCACCCUUAUUCCCCGAAGUCAGAAGCUCCCCGGACAACUCGGGAUGAGAAACGCAGGGCUCAGCAUAAUGAAGUGGAGCGCCGCCGCCGAGACAAGAUCAACAACUGGAUCGUGCAGCUCUCCAAGAUAAUCCCAGACUGCUCUAUGGAGAGCACCAAGUCUGGCCAGAGUAAAGGUGGGAUUCUAUCCAAAGCUUGUGAUUAUAUCCAGGAGCUUCGGCAGAGUAACCACCGCUUGUCUGAAGAACUGCAGGGACUUGACCAACUGCAGCUGGACAAUGACGUGCUUCGACAACAGGUGGAAGAUCUUAAAAACAAGAAUCUGCUGCUUCGAGCUCAGUUGCGGCACCACGGAUUAGAGGUCGUCAUCAAGAAUGACAGCAACUAACUAUGGGGAUUCAGGGGCUUUGGGCCCAAGAACUGCAGAUAGCCCAGGAGCAACAGCCUAAUCCCAUGCCCCUUUCCUUCACUGCCCCACUUCUGGCAUGGGACAGGGGGAAGUUCAGAAGGUGUGUCCUUGAACUGAGGCCCUGUGAUAUGGCGGCCUGCAGUGGUGUGAAACACACAAUGUGGACGUGCACUGACAGCCUUGCCCACCCCCACCAUGCAGCCCCUGGGCCCUUGUGCUCCUCUCGCACAAUGCAUGUGCUGUCUCCAUGCUGGAUACUGGACACACUAAACUGUGGGGCUUGUCCUGUGCUUGCUUAGAGUGCCCAGCAGAGGUUUGCUGACAGGUGAUGCUCUGGCUUGCCCCAGGACUGGCACUUCCAUUGGUUCUUCCUUUCCCUGGAGCUGAGGUUUAGAUGUGCACCCUGCGGCUCAGGGGAGCAAGCUUACACAAGAAGUGGGGGAAGGAUGUUUAGCAGUGGCUGGUGCCCAUGAAGAGGAGAUUGGCCAGUGAGAAGCUGAGGCCUAUGCAGACAUCUCUGGAGCCAGAGAGAACAACAGGCAGGGGCCCACUUGGGGCCUUCCCCCUUGUGGGGGUCGUUUUUUUUUUUCUUUUCUUUUUUUUUUUUUUUUUUUUUUAAGAUAAAAUUGUUCAAAGCCA